Messenger RNA from Ochotona princeps (American pika), 3403 nucleotides. It is a transcript of the gene CYLD, whose product is annotated as CYLD lysine 63 deubiquitinase. Gene Ontology annotation, cellular component: cytosol. The transcript is spliced from 16 exons. Gene Ontology annotation, molecular function: cysteine-type deubiquitinase activity; K63-linked deubiquitinase activity. Gene Ontology annotation, biological process: positive regulation of extrinsic apoptotic signaling pathway; regulation of mitotic cell cycle; regulation of intrinsic apoptotic signaling pathway. Bases 183 to 3050 code for a protein of 955 amino acids. NCBI's taxonomy places the organism in Eukaryota, Metazoa, Chordata, Mammalia, Lagomorpha, Ochotonidae. The record is from RefSeq and is a predicted model, not a curated record.
GCAGUGUGAAUUUUCCUUCUGCUUCCUCCCCAGGUCUGGAUUUCUGCCCUCUUACAGCAUGGACACCAAGUUGCUCCACCCAUGCUUGGGGACUGCCAGUGAAUUCAACUAUUGUGGCUUCACCACAAACUUACAAGUAGUCCCAUUUUUUUUUGAGUUACUGUUUUAAAGUGAAUAUCACAAUGAGUUCAGGCUUAUGGAGCCAAGAAAAAGUCCCUUCAUCCUACUGGGAAGAGCGAAUUUUUUAUUUGCUUCUUCAGGAAUGCAGCGUCACAGACAAGCAAACACAGAAGCUCCUCAAAGUCCCAAAGGGGAGUAUAGGACAGUACGUCCAAGACCGUUCCUUGGGACACACGAGGAUCCCUUCUGCCAAAGGCAAGAAAAAUCAGAUCGGAUUAAAAAUCCUAGAGCCACCCCAUGCUGUUCUCUUUGUGGAUGAGAAGGACGUUGUCGAAAUCAAUGAGAAGUUCACAGAGUUACUCUUGGCGAUUACCAACUGUGAGGAGAGGUUCAGCCUGUUUAAGAACAGGAGCAGACUCAGUAAAGGCCUCCAGAUCGACGUGGGCUGCCCUGUGAAGGUGCAGCUGCGAUCCGGGGAAGAGAAGUUUCCUGGAGUCGUGCGGUUCAGGGGACCCCUGUUAGCAGAGAGGACAGUGUCGGGGAUCUUCUUUGGCGUAGAAUUGCUGGAAGAAGGUCGUGGCCAAGGUUUCACUGAUGGGUUGUAUCAAGGCAAACAGUUAUUUCAGUGUGAUGAAGACUGUGGAGUGUUCGUUGCCUUGGACAAGCUAGAAAUCCUAGAAGAUGACGACAACGGACUGGAAAGUGAUUACGCAGGUCCAGUGGACACAAUGCAGGUUGAACUUCCCCCUUUGGAAAUCAACUCCAGAGUUUCUCUGAAAGUCGGAGAAACUAUAGAAUCCGGAACGGUUAUAUUCUGUGAUGUCUUGCCAGGAAAAGAAAGCUUAGGAUAUUUUGUUGGUGUGGACAUGGAUAACCCUAUUGGCAACUGGGAUGGGAGGUUUGACGGAGUCCAGCUGUGCAGCUUUGCCAGCGUGGAGAGCACCCUUCUCCUGCACAUUAAUGACAUCAUCCCAGGUGGGUCUUAUAGCAUGGCACAGGAAAGGAGACCUCCCAAACUUGCCUUUAUGCCCAGAGGUGUUGGGGACAAGGGUUCAUCCAGUCAUAGUAAACCAAAGGCUACAGGAUCUACCUCAGAGCCUGGAAAUAGAAACAGAUCUGAAUUAUUUUAUACCCUAAAUGGGUCUUCUGUUGACUCACAACCACAGUCCAAAUCAAAAAAUGCAUGGUACAUUGAUGAAGUUGCAGAAGACCCUGCGAAGUCACUCACAGAGCUCUCUCCAGACUACGGCCAUUCUUCACCGCCCCUGCAGCCUCCGUCCAUGAACUCCUUGCCCAGCGAGAACAGAUUUCACUCCUUACCAUUCAGUCUGACCAAGAUGAACACCAAUGGAAGCAUCGGUCACAAUUCACUUUCUCUGUCGGUUCAGUCUGUGAUGGGAGAGCUAAACAACGCCCCGGUCCAGGAGAGCCCACCCCUGCCUAUGUCUUCCAGCAACUCACAUGGUCUAGAAGUGGGUUCACUGGCAGAGGUGAAAGAGAACCCACCCUUCUAUGGGGUAAUCCGCUGGAUUGGUCAGCCUCCAGGACUCAAUGAAGUACUAGCUGGACUGGAACUGGAGGACGAAUGUGCAGGCUGCACCGAUGGGACCUUCAGGGGCACCCGGUAUUUCACCUGUGCCUUGAAGAAGGCAUUGUUUGUCAAACUCAAGAGCUGCAGGCCUGACUCCAGGUUCGCUUCCCUGCAGCCCGUCUCCAAUCAGAUCGAGCGCUGUAACUCUUUAGCAUUUGGAGGCUACUUAAGUGAAGUAGUAGAAGAAAACACUCCUCCAAAAAUGGAGAAAGAAGGUUUAGAGAUAAUGAUUGGCAAGAAGAAAGGCAUCCAGGGUCAUUACAACUCUUGUUACCUAGACUCAACCUUAUUCUGCUUAUUUGCUUUUAGUUCUGUUCUGGACACUGUGUUACUGAGACCCAAAGAGAAAAACGAUGUUGAGUAUUACAGUGAGACUCAAGAGCUUCUGAGGACGGAAAUUGUGAAUCCUCUGCGAAUAUACGGAUAUGUGUGUGCCACAAAAAUUAUGAAAUUGAGGAAAAUACUUGAAAAAGUUGAGGCUGCAUCAGGAUUUACCUCGGAAGAAAAAGAUCCUGAAGAAUUCUUAAAUAUCCUAUUUCAUCAUAUUUUAAGGGUAGAACCAUUGUUAAAAAUAAGAUCAGCAGGUCAAAAAGUACAAGAUUGUUACUUUUAUCAGAUUUUUAUGGAGAAAAAUGAGAAGGUUGGCGUCCCCACCAUCCAGCAGUUGUUGGAAUGGUCCUUCAUCAACAGUAACCUGAAGUUCGCAGAGGCACCAUCAUGUCUGAUUAUUCAGAUGCCUCGGUUUGGAAAAGACUUUAAAUUAUUCAAAAAAAUCUUUCCUUCUCUGGAAUUAAAUAUAACUGAUUUACUUGAAGACACUCCCAGGCAGUGUCGAAUCUGCGGAGGGCUCGCCAUGUAUGAGUGUAGAGAAUGCUACGACGACCCGGACAUCUCGGCUGGAAAAAUCAAGCAGUUUUGUAAAACCUGCAAUACCCAGGUCCACCUUCACCCCAAGAGGCUGAAUCAUAAAUACAACCCAGUGUCGCUCCCCAAAGACCUGCCCGACUGGGACUGGAGACACGGCUGCAUCCCCUGCCAGAAGAUGGAGUUGUUUGCUGUGCUCUGCAUAGAGACGAGCCACUACGUGGCCUUUGUGAAGUACGGGAAAGAUGACUCUGCCUGGCUGUUCUUUGACAGCAUGGCCGACCGGGACGGGGGUCAGAACGGCUUCAACAUUCCUCAGGUCACGCCGUGCCCGGAAGUCGGAGAGUAUUUGAAGAUGUCCCCGGAAGACCUGCAUUCCCUGGACUCGCGGAGGAUCCAGGGCUGUGCGCGAAGACUCCUCUGUGACGCCUACAUGUGCAUGUACCAGAGUCCCACCAUGAGCCUGUACAAGUGAUUGCCGGGGGACCCCAGGGCACACGUCUCCUGGAGCUGGCCUUGUGCUGACCGUCCAUUGCCGGCAAUGGAUGUCUUCGUGGUGGUGACCCCUCCGGACGGGAUUCCUGUGUCCCACAAACACAAUGCUUUUGUGUUACUGAAGUAUUUAAUAAGAAGCAUUUUGCACUCUAGAAAGUAUGUUUGUGUUGGUUUUUUUAAAAAAAGUCUAAAUGAAGUUAUUAAUACCUAAAGCUUUAAGUUAAGUGCAUUGGUCACAUAUUUUUGGAAGCAUACAAUUUUAAUUGUGACAGUUUCAAACCUCUUUAGUCCAUUGAGAAUGUAAAUAAAUAUGUCUUCUUUAUGGACCAACAA